Messenger RNA from Rattus norvegicus (Norway rat), 405 nucleotides. The record is from RefSeq and is a predicted model, not a curated record. NCBI's taxonomy places the organism in Eukaryota, Metazoa, Chordata, Mammalia, Rodentia, Muridae.
AGUCGGAGCGCGGGGGCCGGCGGUGAGGAGCGCUGGAGCUGCCGGUAGGGAACAUGUCGGAGUCCGAGCCGGGCAGAAAGUGGGUCCGAUGUAUGGCCGACGCGGUAGUGAAGCUAGGUACUGGUUUUGGAUUAGGAAUUGUUUUCUCCCUCACCUUCUUUAAGAGAAGAAUGUGGCCAUUAGCCUUUGCUUCUGGCGUGGGACUGGGGAUGGCCUACUCCAACUGUCAGCAUGACUUUCAGGCUCCAUAUCUUCUACAUGGAAAAUAUGUCAAAGAGCAGUGACUUAUGCUGAGAACAUCCCAGCGGGAGGAAAGAGAAGCCGCGUUUAUUCCUCAGGAAUACUGGCAGUGCCCUGGAGUGCGCUGACGUCCUGUGACAGUGCCAUCAGCAACGCUUUCAACUC